AUGCCAGGAAGUAUGGCUCCGCUCAAGAAGCCUCAGAAUACCGCAAGGUUGCCCUUGGCUUUAAAGCCCCUGAAGAACAAGAACGUGUUGGCAGUGCUGGCAGAGAGGACCCAGUCUGUAUUACCAGUUGGGGCAUGGGUGGAACCUGCCUCAGCAGAUAGUUCGGAAAUCCCAGCAUAUACUUCGGCAUGUAUUAUUGAAGAAGAACUAAAAGAACAGCUAAGAAAAAAGCAAGAAGCUUUGAAAUGUUUUCAGAGACAAGUCAAACUCCGAGUAAAUCAACAAAUGAGGCUGAGGAAAAUGCAGCAGCUUCAGAAGUCUUACGAAGCAGCAGAAAAAGAAGGCUUUAGAGCCAUGCAAUCUUCAGAUCCUGCAUACUUAGCUACUAAAAGGAGAAGUGUUUUCCCAUACAAUUUGAAUGCUGCACUUUCUAGGUUGCCCCCUCCCCAGAUGAUUGAGAAUGAAGUAGAAGAUGAAGAGAAUCAGAAUGAAUUACUCCAAAAACAAGCUGAGGCUCUUAGUCAAACUAGGAGACAGGCGCGUCACCGGCUGGCAUCCUUAAAAACUGUGAAGGAAGAAAAGGCAUCAGUGUUUCCAGAUGAUGGAAAGAAAAGUUUUCCCACCCAAGAGGAAUCUGACUAUGAGGAAUUUUCAUCUGUUAUGACAUAUGAGAAAGAGAGAGAAGAUUUGUUUGGGAAUAACCAGCAGGAUAUUCUUUCUGAAGACAAAGACAAGCCUUUCAGCAGAGUUCAGAAAGUAACAUUCAAAAAUCCAUUAUUUGUUGUGAUGGACAAGGAAGAGCAGAAGCAGUUACAUCUUCAGGGCUUUCAGGAUAUUCUGCCAGAAGCCCAGGAUUAUCUUCCAGAAGCCCAACAGGAUUUGCUGGAACCCAAGGGUAAUUUGACAGAAGUUCAGACUAUUGAGCUGGAAGUUCAGAGUUUUGAGCCAGAUACCCAGGCUGUUGAGCCAGAAUUCAAGAUUGUUAAGCCAGAAGCUCAAGCCAUUGGCCCAGAAGGCCAGUCUGUUAAGACAGAAACUCGGGAUGUUAUGCUGAAAGCCCAGCAUAUUGAGCUAGAAGAUGGGACUAUUGUGUUGGAAGCUCAGGAUUCUUUAUCUGCAAACCAGACUUUUCUACCUGAAGACCACCAUGUUCUGCUUAAAGACCAGAACAUUCUACCCAAAUGUCAGGAUCAAGAUUUUCUAUCUAAAGACCAAGAAUUUCUACCAGGAGACUUUUAUGUUCUCAAAGACCAGAAUAGUCUUCCCAAAUAUCAGAACCAGAAUUUUCUACCUACAGAUCAGAAUUUUCUCCCCAGAGACCAGAAGAUUCCACCCAACUACGAGGAUCAGGAUUUUCUAUCCAGAGACCAGUGUGUUCUAACCAAAGAGCAAAAUAUUUUACCUAAAUGUGAAGAACAGGAUUUUCUACCUAAAGACCAGUGUGCACUCCCUAAAGACCAGCAUGUUCUUUCGAAAGAUCAGAAUAUCCUUCCCACAGAUGAGGACCAGGAGUUUCUCCCUAAAGACCAGUAUGCUUUUCCUGAAGACCAGUAUGUUCUCCCUAAAGACCAGCAUGUUCUUUCCAAACAUGAGAAUAUUCUUCUCAAAGAUCAUGACCAGUAUUUUCUACAUAAUGACCAGUCUGUUUUCCGCCCAGACCAGUGUGUUUUCCCCAAAGAUCAGAAUAUUCUACCACAAUUUCAGGACCAGGAGUUUCUAACUAAAGAUCAGGAAAAAUAUUUCUGGCAGCCAGCAUCUACUUUGACAGCUGAAAAAUGGAAAAAGGAGUGGCCCGUAAGUCCCCAACAGUAUCUUUUACACAGGUGCCCAGGCCAGUCCUCCUCUAGCCAUCAGUCAGACCAAAAGGAAGAGGAAAGGCAGGAAAAAGCAAAUUUGAAGCAGCCAACUUCAAUUUUGACAGGGAGAGAGGCUCUUCCUCCAGAUGUCCAUCAGGAUCUUCUGUGCAGGCUUCAUCAGGUCUUCAUCAGGGACAAGAAAGUACGCUUUAAGGAGCCAUGCUCUGAUAUGACAGAUGAGAAAGGGAGAGAUGACUUUUCUCUGGUGGGUUACCAGUAUGUGCCUUCUAAACCCCAGGAUCAGGACUUCAUCAGAGAUCAGGAUAAAUAUAUUAAACAACCUUCAUCUUUUGAGAAGUGGGAGAUUUCAAGAGGAGCUGCUUGUCAAGUGCCAAUGGUUUAUGAUAAAUAUCAAUCAGGAUUAAGCACUGAAUUCCAAGUUCCACUGUUAUUUCACUCUGGAGUAGAUCGAGAAGAGGAAAAGAAAGAGCGUCAAAAGCAAUACCUAAGACAUAGACGGCUUUGUAUGGACAUUGAGAGAGAAACAGUUAAAGAACAACAAAGGCAGAAAGAACGAAGGAAGAAAGUUGAAAAAAUUAAGAAAAAGAGAGAGCAACAACGUUAUGCUGAAGAGCAGAGGAUCUUAAGAAUGAGCGUUCAUGAAGAAACAUGUACAAAGGAGAAAAUGAAUCAGAUGUUAGCCCAGUUACAACUUGAAGAAACAAAAGUAGCCAGAGAAAAACAACAGAGAGAAAAGGAAUACCUAAGAUAUGUAGAAGCUCUCCGAGCCCAGAUCCAGGAGAAAAUGCAAUUGUAUAAUAUUACUUUACCUCCACUGUGUUGUUGUGGUCCUGAUUUUUGGGAUGCUCAUCCUGAUACCUGUGCCAACAAUUGUACUUUCUAUAAAAACCCUAGAGCAUAUACUCGGGCACUACAUUCAGUCAUCAAUUCCUGUGAAACCUCUGAGGGGAACUCAGCUCUUCGAGUCGCCAUUCGUAAUUUUGCUUCUGCACACAAAUGGACUUUAAAAAAUCUGUAAUAAGAAUCUGAAAUCAACUGGUAGUAUUUGGGCCUUUAUUCAAAAUCAACCCUGAGAGUUUUUUUAAGAAAAGUUGUUGAUGUGUAUAGGAUGUGUAAUCUGGAAGGAAAUACUGUCCCAUAUGACAGCUGUCUUCAUAAUUAGAUUAUAAACCAUUACUUCAAUCCCUGUCUUAGAACCAAGAUUGACAGUUGACUUCCAAACCCAUCAUACUGUUUUGUGAACCAUAUGGAGCUUAUUAUUUUAAAAAGUGAUUAGUCAGACAACUAAGAUUUAUCUUACUUUGCUCAGCUCUCAUCAGAAGAGGUCAUGAGAAAUCUUUGAGAUUAUUUCA
This is a messenger RNA of Otolemur garnettii (small-eared galago), 3169 nucleotides long. RefSeq names its product coiled-coil domain containing 15 (gene CCDC15). Gene Ontology annotation, cellular component: centrosome. Lineage: Eukaryota; Metazoa; Chordata; Mammalia; Primates; Galagidae. The record is from RefSeq and is a predicted model, not a curated record. The transcript is spliced from 15 exons. Bases 1 to 2835 code for a protein of 944 amino acids.